This is a messenger RNA of Penicillium mononematosum, 432 nucleotides long. RefSeq names its product RNA recognition motif domain-containing protein. The transcript is spliced from 4 exons. NCBI's taxonomy places the organism in Eukaryota, Fungi, Ascomycota, Eurotiomycetes, Eurotiales, Aspergillaceae. Gene Ontology annotation, molecular function: RNA binding. The record is from RefSeq and is a predicted model, not a curated record. The coding region runs from base 1 to 432 and encodes 143 amino acids.
AUGUCGAAGCUUUUCAUUGGCGGUCUUUCCUGGAACACAGACGACAACAGUCUGCGCCAGCGCUUCGAGGAAUUCGGCGUUGUCGAGGAUGCUACCGUCGUCAAGGACCGUGAUACCGGCCGCAGCCGCGGUUUCGGUUUCGUCCGCUUCUCCACCGACGAUGAGGCUACUGCUGCUAUGAACGCCAUGAACAACCAAGAGUUUGACGGUCGCCAGAUCCGCGUUGACAAGGCUACUGAGCGCGCUGCCGGUGGUGGUGGUCGCGGCGGCUUCGGCGGCGGUGGUUUCCGUGGCGGCAACGGAGGCAACGGAGGCUACGGUGGUGGCUACGGCGGUGGCCAGGGCGGCUACAGUCAGGGCGGCUACGGUGGUGGUCAGUACGGUGGUCAAGGUGGCCAAGGUGGUCAGGGCGGUUACGGCGGCAAUUACUAG